GGGAGGAUGGAGGCCGGGGAGGCAGCGCCGCCGGCGGGGGCGGGCGGCCGCGCGCCGGGCGCCUGGGGCAAGUGGGUGCGGCUCAAUGUGGGGGGCACGGUGUUCCUGACCACCCGGCAGACGCUGUGCCGGGAGCAGAAGUCCUUCCUCAGCCGCCUGUGCCAGGGGGAAGAGCUGCAGUCGGACCGGGAUGAGACAGGAGCCUACCUCAUUGACCGUGACCCCACAUACUUUGGGCCCAUCCUGAACUUCCUCCGGCACGGCAAGCUGGUGCUGGACAAGGACAUGGCUGAGGAGGGGGUCCUAGAGGAAGCGGAGUUCUACAACAUCGGCCCGCUGAUUCGCAUCAUCAAAGACCGGAUGGAGGAGAAGGACUAUCCCGUCACACAGGUCCCCCCCAAGCACGUGUACCGCGUGCUGCAGUGCCAGGAGGAGGAGCUGACGCAGAUGGUGUCCACCAUGUCCGACGGCUGGCGCUUCGAGCAGCUGGUGAACAUUGGCUCCUCCUACAACUACGGCAGCGAGGACCAGGCCGAGUUCCUGUGUGUGGUGUCCAAGGAGCUCUAUAGCUCCCCGCACGGGCUGAGCUCGGAGUCCAGCCGCAAAACCAAGAGCGCGGAGGAGCAGCUGGAGGACGAGCGGCGGCAGGAGGAGGAGGUGGAGGUGCAGGUGGAGGUGCAGGUGGAGGCAGAUACACUGGAGAAAGCUGUUACAAGCCAGAGGCACCCGGAUGUGAGGCCCCAGAUCACCUCCAGGGACUUGGGGUUCCGAUCUGAAAUCCUUUAUUUUUGUACCACGGGGUGGGGCCCCAGCUCCAGGCGGAGGAAGCACUCUCCCCCCUGCCACUUCUGUCUACACCUGCGGGGCUGUGAUUUACCCCUGCGUCUGGGGGCUGGGCGGGGGCCCGCUGGCACCUCUCAAGGCCUGAGGUGGGCCCUGGGACCCCUGGGCAGAGCCGCUGGCCUGUGGCCAAAAUGUGGUGCUGUCUAGCUGCGUUUCCCAGCCGCCACGGCCCCUCCCCCGGGGUCCCCCUGCUGCAUGACUGAGACCCCCCCCCCAGUCAUGUCCCCUCCCUGAGCCUUAGUCUCCCCAUCUGUCCGAUGGGUCCACUCUCCCCACCGCCUACCUCACAGGGUUGUUGUGAGGUUACAAAGAGGAGCAGGGUCCCAGAAGGCCCUGGGGUGGGAGGUGGGGAGGAGGUGUACAAAGCACCAGGCAGGGUGGCUGCCCUUCAUCCUUCCCUUGGAGGGGGAAGGGUCUGCUCAGCCCCACAGAGAGAUUCAGGUAUUGGUGGAAAGAAGGAGGAAGGGGGAGGGUGACCUUGCUUCGCCCCCCCCCCAUCUGUACCACUGGGUGCAGAGUGGGCAGUGCAGCCAUCAGGACCUAGUGAGAAGGGCCAGGGGGACCCUCGUCCCUGUGCCCUGGGGAGACAGGGGCUGAGCAAGGGGCCCCUCCUGCGUUGACGAUCUCCCGGGCUGUGUCCAACCCCACCAUGUAAUAAAGCCUGAAGAAACAGCCA
Messenger RNA from Suricata suricatta (meerkat), 1519 nucleotides. It is a transcript of the gene KCTD17, whose product is annotated as potassium channel tetramerization domain containing 17. Lineage: Eukaryota; Metazoa; Chordata; Mammalia; Carnivora; Herpestidae. The record is from RefSeq and is a predicted model, not a curated record. Gene Ontology annotation, biological process: proteasome-mediated ubiquitin-dependent protein catabolic process; protein homooligomerization. The coding region runs from base 7 to 990 and encodes 327 amino acids. Gene Ontology annotation, cellular component: Cul3-RING ubiquitin ligase complex; cytoplasm. The transcript is spliced from 7 exons. Gene Ontology annotation, molecular function: cullin family protein binding.